AUGGCGAUUCUCGCGUAUGUGAACUUCAAGCGAGAGGGUUUAGUGAGCAGCUACGCUUCGGACCCGGUGCUUGCCUUAGGAGCGAUGAAAGUGUGCGCUGGAUCUGGCGAAGUUGGCGAGAUGGUUGCUCGCAUUUUGCUGCUUCUGGCGAUGGACAAGUGUGUGAUGGGGGACAAAGAUUUUUCCCAGUGCUACCACACGAUCGGGCAAUUUGUACCGGUGCAGCAGUUCUUAGACGUGCUGCAAGGCAACAAGGAGAGACCGAUAUAUCGUAAGAAGAUGGACAGUGAAAUCACGAAGGGACCAGAAUUCAAAGUGCGGCGCUCGAAGUGGGAAGGCUGGUACGUGGGGUUCACCCACUUUGUGCAGUUGCAUCUCGAGCCGAAUGAAGACACGCUGUGGUUUUUGCUGGGGCGUCGGGCCGCAGGUAUUUUCCCACGUAACCAAAGUGGAGCCGAUUUGUUGAUCCCGAUGUUUAAGAAGAGAUCCAACAGCAGGCCAGUCGGUGGGGAGACUACGAGGGGUGAGCAGGAGGGGCAUGAGGUGUUGAUGAUGUUGAUUCAAAACCAGCUGAGCUUCACGGGUGUCCAUGAUACCAUUCGUAUCUAUAUGACUGCGCGCGGUCAAGAGGCCGACGGUAACUGCAUUUACACCACGACAAUGAAAGAUAGUUUGCAAAAAUCGCCACACCAGCGGGGUGAGGCGACAGCGAAGGAAGACGGCAUGGAAGCGGUGGGAGGCAACACGGUUGGUGCCUCUGAGAUGAGAGCAGAGAGCCUGGCGAAGAACGAGACCAACCCCGGCGUCACGAUUAUAUCGGAGGAGACACAGGAGGGGAAGGAGAAGGAGCCUCGCCGUAUUCUCGUUCCUGAGCGUUCGAUGCUGGCAAACAUGGUGAAGUCUCAGUAUGACCCGCUGGGGCUUGUGGUGGACGAUCGCGGUGACGAUGAGAAACAGAGCGUUAGUUCGUAUGCAAAGUUAUCGGUCACGGCGAAUAGCGCCAAGCUGUUGAAGAGCGCACGUAAAGCACUUGCGUGCGCGCCAGGCUGCAGCAGCAAGAAUUUUGGUGUGAACGCGGUCGAUGACGGUAGUAAGGGCACCAGCCACUGUCACAAUAAGGGUGGAGACACUAUCAAGCGUCCGCGUGAAAAAAAGCUAGAGCAGUCCCAGGGUCGCAAACGCGCCAAAUGCGAGCGCUAG
Messenger RNA from Phytophthora sojae, 1200 nucleotides. RefSeq lists its product as hypothetical. The coding region runs from base 1 to 1200 and encodes 399 amino acids. NCBI's taxonomy places the organism in Eukaryota, Oomycota, Peronosporomycetes, Peronosporales, Peronosporaceae. The record is from RefSeq and is a predicted model, not a curated record. The transcript has 4 exons.